This is a messenger RNA of Schizophyllum commune H4-8, 450 nucleotides long. RefSeq lists its product as uncharacterized. Bases 78 to 434 code for a protein of 118 amino acids. Lineage: Eukaryota; Fungi; Basidiomycota; Agaricomycetes; Agaricales; Schizophyllaceae. The transcript has a single exon. The record is from RefSeq and is a predicted model, not a curated record.
AGGGGAAAGGGGAAGAAAGAGAUUUGCGCGAGUGAUGAUCUCCGUCGUCAGGCAUCUGCCCACUACCUUCAUCAUAUAUGCGGUGGACGUUUUGCCUCUUGCAUGGACUUCGGCUUUCUCAAUGCAUUUGUUUUGAGCCUCUUCCUCAUCGACCAUCGCUGGCUCUGGUCCUCGCCUGCUCGUUCGACGUUGGUCGUUCUUCGAGCACAUACCGGUCUUCGUACACCCUGCUGCUCGUAUACCACUCGUUGCGGCCUCAUCGUCAAUCAGAGUACCGCGCCUCGCUCGCGACUGAACCAUCUCCCGCCCGAAUUCAACCUCUUCAUUCAAUAGAGAGGAUGAUCACAGCCGAAAUUCACGCCCCAAAAUCCGUUAUCAUACUACCUAAAUUCAAUGUAUCCUCCGCUUCUCAAGACAUGCCGACGUACUUUUGAGGCCAUCGAGUAGGAU